Tripterygium wilfordii is the source of this 640-nucleotide messenger RNA. Its product is annotated as pathogenesis-related protein 1-like. Gene Ontology annotation, cellular component: extracellular region. Lineage: Eukaryota; Viridiplantae; Streptophyta; Magnoliopsida; Celastrales; Celastraceae. The transcript has a single exon. The record is from RefSeq and is a predicted model, not a curated record. Bases 23 to 547 code for a protein of 174 amino acids.
CUAUAAACACAUUUGCAAUAGAAUGCAAAAACUCAAAAUGGGUUCGCACAAAACUACUUCCAUGUAUAAUUCCCUUCUCGUUUUCAUGAUGAUGGCCUUACUAGCCCUACUUCUUGAACCCUCCCAUGCCCAAAAUACACCACAAGACUAUGCCAACACCCACAACACGGCUCGUAACCAAGUGGGUGUCUCCAACAUGACAUGGGACGAUGCGAUUGCCACAUAUGCACAAAAUUACGCUGAUUCCAGAAUCGAUGACUGCAAUCUUGUGCACUCCAAUGGAACUUACGGCGAGAACCUCGCAAAGGGAAGCAGCGGCACCUUCUCCGGUGUCGAUGCCGUGAAUUUGUGGGUGGCGGAGAAAGCUUACUAUAACUACACUUCUAAUUCUUGUGCUGUAGGGCAGCAGUGUGGUCAUUACACUCAAGUGGUUUGGCGCAACUCGGUUCGACUUGGGUGCGCGAGGGUUCGUUGCAACAAUGGGUGGUGGUUCGUUACUUGCAACUAUGAUCCACCGGGCAAUUAUGUUGGCCAACGCCCUUACUAGUUAAUUAAUUAACUAAAUUGUCAUAAUAAUCUCUUUCAUGAGAAUUGUUCUAAUUCAAAGAUAAAUAAAACCAAUAAUAAUUUCUUUAUAGUA